Schistosoma haematobium is the source of this 1957-nucleotide messenger RNA. RefSeq lists its product as uncharacterized. The transcript is spliced from 4 exons. The record is from RefSeq and is a predicted model, not a curated record. Bases 1414 to 1752 code for a protein of 112 amino acids. NCBI's taxonomy places the organism in Eukaryota, Metazoa, Platyhelminthes, Trematoda, Strigeidida, Schistosomatidae.
GUUUUUUAAACAUGACUCAUUCAGUUCAUCACUCGACAGGCAUUCGAAUAUUUAGUCGAUAAGUUCAUCAUGUGACUUCCAUCCAAAUAUUGAAUCGAUGAGUCAAUCGAUAUGAUAAAAUUACAAAUAUGAAUUUUGGGAAUAUACCGUCCCAACACAAACAAACACUGUAGCCAGAGUUACUUGAUCGAGUUAAAUAUCCAUAUGUUAGGUGAUCAAUAAGAUUCUCAAGUUGCAUUUGUGAAUAAACGCUCCAUAACUUAUGUCAUGCAUACUUGGAGUCGAUUGUUAAAAGGAAAAUUAUAGAAAAUAUUGCGAAUGUGCGAAUACAUUUGCAGUAUUAGACCUUUAAUGAAUCAGUAGUAAUACAAUAGUAAUGCAGAUUCAGAAACUCAGCAUUUCACACUAGUUUGGAAGGAUGCAUGCUCGUUUCAUUCACAUGAAGUUUAGUUCAAUGUUUUGAGUGCGAAUCCGACUGAAGAAAGCAUUUGACACAACUCAGUAAUUAUACACUAAAUUUGAUCACUUUGUGAGUGAGCAUAUGCUGUGUUACACCUAUCUUUCAAAUAUUAAUUAUCGUUAGUCUUUUAAUUGUAGUGAAUAUACCCAUUGUGACUAAUCUGUUAUAUCCGAAUGGGAAGAUAUCUAUCUAUUAUGAGAACGUAAGUUAUUAAAUUGAAUGUACAUUUAGUUUUGUUUCAAGUACUUGAGAUCAUUCUACUAUUUCAUGCGUAUGAACAUAAUAGAAAAAGAUCAACAUUUUGUGAUGUGUAAAGAAACUAUUUGACUUUGUAAUUAUUCUUUUAAUGACACAACUCACUGUAGCACUUGUUAAUAUGUGAGUAAUUAGAAGUGAAGUGACAUCAGUUGUAACAAUGAUGUGUUCAUGUCAAACACUACUAACCAGUGUAUGACAGAAUAGUGUAUGUUAUGUGUCGUAUUCUGUCAGAUUGUAUUCCAUCUUCAAAUGGUCGGCUUUUCGGAACAUUCAAUAAUGUAUCAUCUGAGCAGAGCUUCCUUGAAAAUGUUAACAAUCACAUUUCAUUACAACUGACGUAGGUUUUCAUCUCACAAUGUGUCAACAUAUUUCAUCAUAGACUGAUAAAUCAUCAAACUUGGCUGAAGUUGACAACUGGUGUGAUUAAGAAUAUCUAUGUACACCAGAUAGAACACAUUUUCAAUGAGAAUAUCAUUAUACGUAAUGUAAGUGUGGUUAAGAUAAUUUGAACGAAGACUCACUUAUUUAAUGUUCAAUUUGUUUUGAUAUAAAAGAUUGUGUGCUGACAAAUCCUCGUUCCAUGUCUCUUUCAGAAUAUUUUGGAAAUUUCAAAAGAUAAAGACUACGGAAUCCGAGGAAUCUUUCAAUGUGAAACAGGUAAGAAAGAACAUGAGAUAUCUGUUCCUGUAGAAUGGAUGAAAAAUGGCACGUUAGUGGAGUAUGAAGUCAUCGGCACAAUUUGUCCAAUACACAAUUCAAGUGAAGCAUGUCUGAAUGCAAUAACAUCGAAUGUGACAUGUAUUUGGUGUGAGAAAUGGAAUACGUGCAUUGACAGUAAUCAUCAGAAUCACCAUUUCUUUAAAGUGAAUGGUUGCCAUUUUAAGAAUACGACUACUGAAAUAUCGAAAGAAAGUAAACAGAACGAAUCACUUUGGUAUCUGUAUAUAAUAAUUCCACUGAUCGUCUUCAUCGCUGCAUGUACCGGAUAUGUUACCUGGAAAUAUUUGCAUAAAAAAAGGAGAAGUAGUGAAUGAUUCUCAACAAAGUCUCAUAACUAGAUUCGAAUAUUCUGACAAAUUCCGCUUUUCUUUUUCGUAUUUCAAUUAACAGUUUUGGAUUUAGUUAUUCAUUUUAAUGGUUUGUACUUUUCUUCACGGAACUAUGUACAUUUUGUGCUUGUUUAUGUUAUAGCCGAUGUAUUCUUGUUAAUUAAAUAUCAAACAUGAUUUAUAAUAUUUA